This is a messenger RNA of Erythranthe guttata (spotted monkey flower), 697 nucleotides long. Its product is annotated as heavy metal-associated isoprenylated plant protein 20. The record is from RefSeq and is a predicted model, not a curated record. Gene Ontology annotation, molecular function: metal ion binding. Lineage: Eukaryota; Viridiplantae; Streptophyta; Magnoliopsida; Lamiales; Phrymaceae.
UUUUUCAUAAUUUGACCUUAUCUCAGGGAGUUGGUCGUAAUUUACCCUAUAUUUUUUUAAAUUUAGACAAACAGCUUGUUAACACUCAUAGCAUAGUCCCACCAUCUUCUCAAACUUGUAUAAGUAUCAAGAAUCCUCUUUCUUUUCUUUUCUGCCUAAGAGGAAACAAAGAAAACAGAAAAAAGAAAAUGGGAGCUCUUGACUAUUUCUCAAACUUUUGCACUGUCACCAGCACAAGGGGCAAAAGGAAACCAAUGCAGACGGUUGAGAUCAAAGUAAAAAUGGACUGUGAUGGAUGUGAGAGAAGAGUCAAGAAUGCUUGCAAAAACAUGAAAGGGGUGAGAAGUGUGGAUGUAAACAGAAAGCAACACAGAGUGACGGUGAGUGGAUUUGUGGAUCCAAACAAGGUGCUAAAGAGAGUGAAGAACACUGGGAAAACAAGAGCUGAAUUCUGGCCUUAUAUACCUUACAACCUCGUACAGUAUCCAUACGCUUCUCAAGCAUACGACAAACGGGCCCCGUCCGGUUUCGUAAGAAACGUCGCUCAGGCGAAUUUCCCGUUAAUGCCGAAUGCAGCCGAGGAAGAGAGAAUCACUCACCUAUUCAGUGAUGAUAACCCUAAUGCCUGCUCUAUUAUGUGAUUUUUUUUAUUUAUUUAAUCUCAUAUUAAACUUUGAUGUUUAAUUACUAUUUUAUA